AUGCAGGAGUUUGUAGCAGAAAGUGCGGUUAUUCAACGAUUUCAAGCGAGUGAAGAAAGAAACUAUUUGAGCAAAAGGAACUGGUAUCGUCGACAAGCAUUAAAUGCUAUUGUACACUGUCGACAUGAUUUGGAUCCAAAUUGUUCCUGUGUACAAAAUUUCUCAGCAGACAAGAGUAGUCCAUUGACAAAGCAGCAAGCAAAAGUAGGGGUAGUAUCGCUUAUACGCAGUGAAAUGGAAAAGUGGAACCAGCAAGAUCGUGCCAAAUACUCUCUGCUGAGCAAUAUCAUUAAAUGCAAAGCAAACGAGCGAGAUUCUUACAUCAAUCAGUAUGAAAUAAAAUAUGGUCCGCUGCUGUCGGAAGAUAUACUUGACAUUGAUGAAUCUGUUGCUCAUUUGAGGAUUCCCACGACAAUAACGACAUCAAUCAGUUCGGCUUCAUCAUCAUGUAAAGUCAAAGUGCUCGAUAUAUGCCAGUUGGGUGAACCAUUUCGAACGAUCAAGAAAAUAGAAUAUAGUCCAUUCGUUAUGGCUGCAAAUGAUCAAUAUAUGUUAAUUCAAAAUGGUCAAAAUAUUUGUCUUAUCAAAGCAAAAAUGAAAAUAGUUCGAGAAAUUGAAUGGACUUAUGGAAGGAUUAGUGAUCUAUGCUGGAACACAAAACUUAAUCAAAUAUAUAUCGUUAGUGAUUCUAACGUAUUUACGAUGGAUCCACAAACUAUGGACUACCAAAAGAUACUCGAAGGAAAAUAUUAUGAGAGUUGCGCUUGUUCACGUAACACACUUUAUCUCACUAUCUACCCACCUCGAGAAGUGUUAGACAGAUUUAUACUUACUGACCAUUUGUAA
Didymodactylos carnosus is the source of this 846-nucleotide messenger RNA. The record is from the annotation of a GenBank genome assembly. Lineage: Eukaryota; Metazoa; Rotifera; Eurotatoria; Philodinida; Philodinidae.